AUGGGUUGGAAAGCAGCUGAGAAGCUCAUCAGGCAUUGGAAAGUUCUCAGGGGCGACAAUAGGGGAAACUGGCAUUAUCAAACGCGUUAUUCGCUCUCAGAAUCGUGUUAUUGUCGAAGGGAAAAAUUGGUAAAAAAGCACAUAAAGCAAGGACCAGGUCAUGAAGGUGGUAUAUUCACUGUUGAAGCUCCCUUUCAUGCUUCAAAUUUUCAAGUUCUUGAUCCUGUUACUGGGAAGCCUUGUAAGAUAGGAGUUAAAUAUCUUGAAGACGGAACUAAGGUGAGAGUGUCUAGAGGCAUAGGAGCAUCUGGUUCCAUAAUUCCCCGCCCUGAGAUCUUGAAGAUGAGGACUACACCCAGACCAACUGUUGCUGGUCCCAAGGAUACUCCAAUGAAUCUUGUACUGGAGAAGACAUACGAGCCUAAGUCUGGGAAGGGCAUGCCUGAACUUAUAAACAUAUUGAACGACGUGGCCAAUGGAUUGGGGUCUUCAACUAACUUGUAACCGGGUUGGCAGAUAUUGCAAUUGAAGUUUUUGGAUUGCAUCCGAGGAGUUUAGGCAUUUAUAUUCAUUUUUUGCACCCGGCAACGGAUGAAGAUUUUGUAGUAUAUGAAGCAGAGAUGUCUGCAAUCAAUCUACCCUGCUUUUAUGUUGCGGAAAAA
Gossypium arboreum is the source of this 662-nucleotide messenger RNA. RefSeq lists its product as uncharacterized. The transcript has 5 exons. NCBI's taxonomy places the organism in Eukaryota, Viridiplantae, Streptophyta, Magnoliopsida, Malvales, Malvaceae. Gene Ontology annotation, cellular component: ribosome; mitochondrion. Bases 1 to 504 code for a protein of 167 amino acids. The record is from RefSeq and is a predicted model, not a curated record. Gene Ontology annotation, biological process: translation. Gene Ontology annotation, molecular function: structural constituent of ribosome; RNA binding.